Messenger RNA from Ipomoea nil (Japanese morning glory), 1984 nucleotides. Its product is annotated as VAN3-binding protein-like. The transcript has 7 exons. The record is from RefSeq and is a predicted model, not a curated record. Gene Ontology annotation, biological process: phloem or xylem histogenesis; auxin-activated signaling pathway; leaf vascular tissue pattern formation. The coding region runs from base 204 to 1604 and encodes 466 amino acids. Lineage: Eukaryota; Viridiplantae; Streptophyta; Magnoliopsida; Solanales; Convolvulaceae.
UUUCUGACAAAUUUAGCUGCGCUUUUUGUCUCUCUCUCCUUCUCUCUCUCUGCACACACAAGACUGUUGUGGCUGCACAUUCUGUCUCUCUCACUCUUUGAUCUAUAAAGCAUCCACCCCUCUCCCCUCUCCCCAAACCUCUACUCCUCUUCUACCGAAAUACACAUUUUCCUCACGUUAAACAGACCCGACCCGUAUACAAAAUGGACCAGCUUCAGUCCAUGUUCCGGCCGCCGGAGACGCCGAGGGAGCCCAUGGAAUUUCUGUCACGUUCUUGGAGCGUCUCUGCUCUUGAAAUCUCCAAAGCUCUAGCUCCUCCUCUUCCUCCUCCUCCUCAGCUUCUCGGUAAGAGCUUUGCCGGAAGCACUUCCUCCGCCGGCGGGGGAGGUGGAGCCACCAUCCCGGAGGACAUCAUCGGCGAGUUCGAAGAUGUCGCCGCCACUGUUUCCGGCAACCCUUUUUCCUUCGCUUCCUCCGAGACUUCUCAGCUUAUCAUGGAAUGCAUUAUGUCUCAGUCUGAUGUAUCACCACGCACAUCUGGCCGGCUCUCUCACAGCAGUGGGCCUCUCACUGACAGCCCACCCGUCUCCCCUUCCGAAAUGGAUGACUCAAAGUUUUGUCGCAUAAGCAACCCGCCAGUGAACAACCAAUACAAGGGCGGCAGUGCUACGGUGGCUGUAGCUGCAACUGGGGGUGGGAAGACGGUAGGGAGGUGGUUGAAGGACAGGAAGGAGAAGAAGAAAGAGGAGACGAGGGCCCACAAUGCACAAUUACACGCAGCCAUUUCGGUUGCUGGUGUUGCGGCUGCUGUGGCUGCUAUGGCUGCCGCCACUGCUGCCUCGUCGGGAGCGGGCAAAGACGAGCACGUGGCUAAAACUAAUAUGGCUGUAGCCUCUGCCGCCACCCUCGUGGCGGCUCAGUGCGUUGAAGCGGCUGAAUCGAUGGGAGCUGAGCGGGAGCACCUGGCAUCCGUGGUUAGUUCAGCUGUAAAUGUUCGAUCACCCGGGGAUAUCAUGACACUCACUGCUGCUGCAGCUACAGCUCUUCGAGGUGCGGCUACACUAAAGGCUCGAGCACUAAAGGAAGUGUGGAAUAUAGCUGCGGUAAUUCCAGUCGAUAAAAGAACCGGUGGUAGCAAUGGGAGCAAUGGUAGUAAUGGCAGUUCAAGUGGCGAGCUUGCGCCUGAAGAGAACUUUCUCGGGAUUUGCAGCCGGGAAUUGCUUUCCAGAGGUUCUGAGCUACUAAAGCGCACUCGUAAAGGUGAUCUUCAUUGGAAGAUAGUAUCUGUGUAUAUCAACAGAAUGGGUCAGGUGAUGCUAAAAAUGAAGAGCAGACAUGUCGCUGGGACCAUAACGAAAAAGAAAAAGAAUGUGGUGAUAGAGGUCAUGAAAAACCUCCCGGCCUGGCCGGGGCGGCACCUGGUGGAGGGCGGUGACAACUUCCGGUACUUCGCUCUGAAGACCGUCACGCGGGGAGUAGUCGAAUUCGAGUGCCGGGAUCAAAGGGAGCACGACGUUUGGACUCAAGGCGUGUCGAGGCUGUUGGCAAUUGCAGCAGAGAGGAACAACAACAACAACAACAACAACAGGAACAACGUAUAUUGAACAAUCAAAAAUACUACUUAGAUGAUUAUGGUAUUAGCAGAAUUAACAUAAUAUUGAAAAUUGGGUUGGGGUUGUUUUCUACUUUUGAUUUCCAGGUGUUGUUAAUGUAUAAAGGGAUGUAAGGUUUAUCACAAAAGGGUCAGCUUUGCUUUGGAGAUUGUAGUUUUUGGCUUUUGUUUUUGUUUUUUUGAUCUGCUAAAGUAAAGUGAAGAUCCUAAGUAAAGCAAGAAAACCAUGUGAAGUAUGUCUGUGUUUUUAAUAUUUGUGGUGUAAGAAAAGGAGGAUCUUGGACUGACUGCUUCAGUCAAAAAGAAGGCUAAGGAUCCUGUUCUUGCUGGCUGGCUAUAAUAUUCUUGAAGAUAAAGACAUGCACUUAAUCA